AUGACUACUACCGAAUUGUGUGUGGGCAUUGUUUCUAUCAUUCCCAACGCCUCCGCACGAAAAUGGUCAAUCGUCGAAAUGCAGACAUGCCUUUUGGUGAUUAUCUCGCUGUCGAUGUCAUCUAUGGCGUGGGGUCAAUGGAGAACUUACCAGCGAUCUCACACGUUAUCUCUACUACCGACAAACUCCACAAUGCGAUUGUGUAGAGAUUUCAUGAAUCCGAGCAGGUUCCAAAAAAUCCUCAAGCAUUUCUUAGUUCCACGGGUGGUGGAUACGCCUUCGCAUCGACGCGUGGGAGAGUAUAUCCACAAUUACUUCGUUAAAUUGGGAUGGACAACCGAAUGGGAUCAAUUUGAGGAAAAUACACCAUACGGUCGCAAAACUUUUCGCAACCUUAUAGUGACAAAUGGAGUGAAGGCACCGCGUCGCCUGGUACUAGCGUGUCAUUAUGAUUCUAAGAUUUUACCAGGGAAGGUGAUGAUUGCCGCCACAGAUUCAGCAGUACCAUGCGCUAUGAUGAUGGACAUCGCUAGAACUCUUACCCCCUAUAUGUACAGGAGAGUUGCCGCUGAUGUUGCGCUACAACUCAUCUUUUUCGAUGGAGAAGAGGCUUUUGUUGAAUGGUCAGCCACCGAUUCUCUUUAUGGAUCUCGUCAUUUGGCAAAAAAAUGGGAGGCUAAAUGGUAUCCGACGACAACCGGUACCAAUUUUGAACUGAGUCGCGAGAUAGAUCGAAUUGAUGUCAUGAUGCUUCUCGAUCUUAUCGGAGCUGCAAACCCAGGCUUCCACAAUGCUGCUGGGUUAGGUGCUAAUCAGUUGUUCGCGUAUUUACCUGCAAUAGAAGCCGAACUUCUGCAACUUGGCUGUCUUGGAGCUGUACGCAACGUCUUUUACCCGCAGCUAUCCUAUCAUGCAGUUGAAGAUGACCAUGUUCCAUUCAUGACGAGGGGAGUUCCUAUCCUUCACUUGAUCUCGGUACCGUUUCCAAGAGUGUGGCACACGGAUAAGGAUGACGAGAGUGCUCUCCACUAUCCUACGAUCUAUCAUAUUACCUCAGUUAUUAGGGUAUUUGUAGCGAAAUACCUAGGAAUUGCUCCCAUAUAA
Messenger RNA from Necator americanus (New World hookworm), 1104 nucleotides. RefSeq lists its product as uncharacterized. NCBI's taxonomy places the organism in Eukaryota, Metazoa, Nematoda, Chromadorea, Rhabditida, Ancylostomatidae. The record is from RefSeq and is a predicted model, not a curated record. Gene Ontology annotation, molecular function: glutaminyl-peptide cyclotransferase activity; zinc ion binding. Bases 1 to 1104 code for a protein of 367 amino acids. The transcript is spliced from 10 exons.